CAACGACGCGUUUUGACGGUUUUUUUCUGAAUCUGCUCUACGCCUCCCUUUCACGGGGACUUCCGAGUCGGCGCUUCUCCGUCGUCGUUUUGACUAAAUCUUCCAAGUUUAUGAGCUAAUUCCGCUAAUUUUUGGAAUUAGCAGCAGUGCUUGUAAUGGACCCUUGUACAACCAAUCCCGGACCAAUUGACCCUUUGGUACUGUAUGAUCAAGAAAAGCAUGUCUCUUCAGCUGUUUGGGAUGGCCAGGAAAGGGGUGCUCUCAGAUGUCAUGAGCACACCUCAAAGUUGGGUGAGUGGAGACUUACUCCCGAACAGAUUGAGUUGGUAGAGAGAGCAGGGUUUGGGUAUUUAAGGAAGAUACCUGCAAUUAGUCUGGACAAUCCACUUAUUUCUGCACUGGUUGAGAGGUGGAGGAAGGAGACGAAUACUUUUCACUUUACUGUUGGGGAAAUGACUGUUACGCUUCAAGACGUUGCAUACUUGUUGGGGUUGGCAAUCGAUGGGAAACCAGUGAUUGGAGUAACACAUACCACUUGUAAUUUGGUGUGCGAAAGGUAUCUAGGGAGAGCACCAGAUUCUAACUAUGCAAGUGGUGGGAUGGUGAAGCUAAGUUGGUUGAAAGAGUUCUUUUCCCAGUGCCCUGAUGACGCACCAAUUGAAGAGAUUGAGUGUCACACUCGUGCUUACCUGCUGUACCUUGUUGGAAGCACAAUUUUCUCAACUACAACAGGGAAUAAGGUCCCUGUUAUGUACCUUCCUUUGUUUGAGGAUUUUGAGGAAGCUGGGAAAUAUGCAUGGGGUGCAGCAGCAUUGGCAUUCUUGUACAGGGCACUUGGCAAUGCCUCAGUUAAAUCUCAAAGCACCAUUUGUGGCUGUUUGACCCUACUUCAGUGUUGGAGUUACUAUCAUCUGAACAUUGGCAGACCAAAGCUCAAUCGGGACCCUGUCCACCAUCAUUUCCCUUUUGUACUUAGGUGGAAAGGAAAACAGAGUGGUCCAACAACAAAUCGUGAUGUAGUGUUUUAUCGAAAGGCACUUGACUCUCUCAAACCAACUGAUGUGGAGUGGCUUCCUUAUAAAUACAUGGAUAGUACAGUAAUUCCAGAAGAUAUCAGAAAUACCUUGUUUUUGGGGAGGUCAAAAACAAUGUUGAUAUGCUUUGAUAAGGCAGAAAGGCACCUUCCUAAUCGCUGUUUGAGACAAUAUGGCAUGCCUCAACCAAUCCCAGAAAACGUGUCACAAUGGGUAAGAAAAAGCCGUGGAGUGGAUGGUGGGGUAGACUUGUCUGGGAAAAUGGAAUCAGAACUUAGUGAAUGGGGUGAUCGUCAUCUGAAUAUUGUGGAAAGUGAUGAUGAAGUAGAUGAAAAUGAAUACAUGCAGUGGUACCUGAGAAUUACUCGUAAAGUUGUAGGAAGGCCUAUUUCUUUGUCAUCUGAGUUUCAGAGAACGAUUUCUGGCUUACGGGAAAUCUCUUACUUAGCAGAGACAUUCUCAAUGAAAGGGUUGGAUCCUGAGCAAUUUGAUUCAAUUUCCAGGAUUAUGUGCAUCGCUCAAGAAUGCUUGAAGGACCAAGUUGGAAGUCCAGUUGUAGCAUCAUCCCCUCCUGCAGCAAGUGAACUUGGGAAAAGGACUAGGGGGAAGGAAAGGGUAAGAAGGAAAGGUUCUGGUAAACGAAGGCGUAGUAAUGACACCAUGGAAGGCAAUGCAGCUAGUGAAGAUGAAUCUCAGUUUUGUGGAGCUUUUGUUGAGGUAGAUCAAUUACAUUUACGUCAGGCAGAAGGUGAGGUUGAUCAUCUCCCACUGUGCAUAACAGCUGGUGAUGGUGACCCUGCACAGCUGUAUGAUGAACCUGACAAGGUAGAAAACAUGCAACUUCGUGAUUCAAUUACUAAUGAGGUUGAUGGGUCACAUAUUUCUCAUGUGGCUGGUGAGAAUGAUCAACAAAUGGUCGAAGUGGAAAUGGAGAUUGUUCCCCAGUCAUCUCAGUUUUGUGAUGCAACCAAUGAUUCUGAGGUUAAUAAUGCAGCUAAUGAGCUAAAUCAUUCAGCCAUUAGUGAUGCAACUAAUGGGGUCAAUGACAAACAGGUCCCUCUUGAAACUGACAAUAUUAAUGAAUCACAAAUUCAUGACAUAGCUGAUAAGGUUAAUGAUCCACAGCUCCCUGCUGUUACUAUUGUGAAUGAUCAACAAGCAAAAAUAGAGGAAGAAGACAUUAUUCAACCUCCAUGUCUUGAAAACACUGAGGAUCUUGGAGAUCAGGGUGAUAAUAGUGUUGCAGCAUAAAAUGGAAGCAUUGUUUGAUGUUUUAUGUGGCAACUGAAGACUGAGGGUGCCAGUCUUCUACAGGUGGCAAAGGAAAUGGAUUCAUCUAAAGAAGUAAUCUAGUGCUUAAUGUUCGAGUUUUCAAAUAUGCCUGGGCUAUUUCUGUGGCAUCAUUUUUGCUUGUCCAAUUUGUUUCCAUUAUUCUAGGUACAAUCAGAAGUUAAAUUAUGUUCAGAUGACUCAGUUUUCUAGGGAUCAGGAUUUAGAAUUGACAUGUUUUCCAUUCUUCUAUUUUGCUACUUGCAUGCUUACUGUAAAUCCCUUUAUAUUUUGAAGUUCCUUGUAUAAAUAUUUGAACUGGGUGUUUGAUUUUGGUAUUGGCAUUCAAGAAGUUUAGAUGACAUUUCAGCAAUCUGGCAUU
Molecule: messenger RNA, 2685 nt
Organism: Rubroshorea leprosula
Lineage: Eukaryota; Viridiplantae; Streptophyta; Magnoliopsida; Malvales; Dipterocarpaceae
Source: the annotation of a GenBank genome assembly